AUAUACGCUUAUGUCAUGAACCGGAAGCGGAAGUAGAAGCGGAAGUGCAUGACGGCGCCGCAGUGUUGUUGUAUUUUUGCUGCAGAGGAAUCAGAUUAAACCUGCAGGUUGAUGUCUUUUGGUGAAACUCAGAGCAGCGGGCGGCGUAGUAAAUGGGACCAGGCUGCUCCAUCCUCUGGUGCUCUUGAUGCUGCUGCUGCUGUUGCUGCCAAAAUCAACGCUAUGCUGGUGGCUAAAGGCAAACUGAACCCAGCACAGAUCAACACACACACACCCGGGGACACGGCUGCAUGUGGAGCGGCUAAGAGUGCAGUGAAAACGAGGGAUGACCUGGUGGUGGCUGAGGUGGAGAUAAACGAUGUGCCGCUCACUUGCAGGAAUCUGCUGACCCGAGGACAGACACAGGAUGAGAUCAGCAGGGUGAGUGGGGCUGCCGUGUCCACAAGGGGGCGCUACAUGACUGCAGAGGAGAAGGCAAAAGCUCUGCCCAGCGACCGUCCACUCUACCUCCAUGUUCAAGGCCAAACCAGAGAGCUUGUGGACAAGGCUGUAAACAGGAUUAAGGAACUCAUCACUAAUGGAGUGGUUAAAGCAGCAGUGUCUCAGCCCCCUCCCUCUAUACUGCCUCCCACAGGACCCAAACCUCACUGCACUGGGGUGAAGGUGUUUGUGGGAUUGGAUCAUGCACUUGCUGGCUUCUCCGUGAAGGAAAGGGUGGAGGGACCAAACUGUUCUUACCUACAACACAUCCAGAAUGAAACUGGGGCCAAGCUUUUUCUGCGGGGUCAAAGGUCAGGCUGCAUUGAGCCAGCAUCUGGGAGAGAGGCCUUCGAGCCUAUGCACAUCUAUAUCAGUCACCCCAAGCCAGAGGGUAUCACUGCUGCUAAAACAUUGUGUGAAAACCUGCUGCAGACGGUACAUGCAGAGUAUUCUCGCUACCUGAGUGAGAUGAGUGCAGUGAUGCCCACACAAGGUUUCCUUCCUCCACCUGGUGUAAAUGGUCUGCCCCAUUAUUACCCCCCUACUGUGCUCCCGGCAGCCCCAGUACCCACUCUUUACCCCCUUCCCCCUCCAACAGUAGUGCCCACUGCAGCACCAGAGCCCACAGUGCCCCCUACUGCCCCGUACCACAUCACACACCCACUAACGGCUAAUCUCACACAGCCCCUCACACCUGCAGUGUACCCAGUUGUGGCUCCUCCCCAACAUACUGCUCCAUCCCCAGUCAAACCUGAGGCUCAGCCUACCUCCAAACCUGUGUCUCAGACCAAAUCUAUGGCUCCGACCCCUGCCCAGAAACGACGCUUCACCGAGGAAGUGCCUGAGGAGAGUGAUGAUGGCCUGCUGGGAUACCAGCAUGGACCCAUUCAUGUGACUAAUUUAGGUUCAGGCUUCUCAGUGGGCAGCCCCGAGACUGAAGGACCUCAACAAAACAUUUCUGCUACCUGUGGGGAGAGACAGGAGAGAGACAGUAGGCAGAUGAUGCCGCCUCUACCCCUACCACUGAGCAGUGGAAUGAGAGAGCAGAAGAAUGAGGAGCGACUGCAUGGCUCCCUGGCUCCUCAGAUUAAGCGCAUCAGGACGGGGUUGGUAUCGUACUCUGGUGAUUCUUCUGAUGAAGAGGAGGAACUUGUAUCUCAGAAAGUGGGUGAAGCCAAUGUGGUUAGCUCCUCCCCUUCAACAUGGACUGCUGGGCCCUUCAGAUGCCCUGCCCCUUCUCAGCCACACCCCAAAACACAGACAACACAGUCAAUGCCUUUCUGGAUGGCGCCAUGAAAGGGAGGUGUUACACACACACACAUACACACACACACACACACAGCCUUUGUGUGACGAGAAUUCCCUGGGCUGGAGCUUAUUUUUCAUCAGCCAGUUGUGUGCUGGCACUAGCCAGCUAACUUGUUUGCGAUUGGUUGAUCAAAUGUAAUAAAUGUAUUUCCGCUUUUGUUGACACAGACCUCUGACCCAUGGCAACAUCAGUACACUACACUUUCGUUCCUCUCUGCCCUUAAGCUUGCAUUGAGUAGGGUAAACUGAUUUAUUGAUGUGACAGAAAAUGAUGUACAGGUGUAAUGUAAUAAA
Messenger RNA from Hemibagrus wyckioides, 2082 nucleotides. RefSeq names its product KH domain containing 4, pre-mRNA splicing factor (gene khdc4). The transcript has 13 exons. The record is from RefSeq and is a predicted model, not a curated record. Gene Ontology annotation, molecular function: RNA binding. The coding region runs from base 112 to 1776 and encodes 554 amino acids. Gene Ontology annotation, cellular component: nucleus. NCBI's taxonomy places the organism in Eukaryota, Metazoa, Chordata, Actinopteri, Siluriformes, Bagridae.